AUGGAGAUGGAUCCCGCUUCGAACGCUGCUCCUACGGUAGCACCUGCUGUUGCUUCCACGAGCGCUAACCCGGCUGUUCCUGAGCAGUUCAACAUUCCUGAGCGCUUUAAAGGCUGGACUGCUGUGGCGGUCAAGGGUUUUCGGGCGGAUUUCAAAUCACUCUUGAAGGCGAAGUCCAAGCUUCAGAAGAUGAAGACGCUUGAUGAACAGGCUUCGGUUGCUGCUGUUCAUCUGGAGAAUCAAAAGCGUAUCCAGAAGGACUUCAUCGCUUCGAAGGAGAUGGAGGUCGAGGAGAUUUUGGCGGCUUCUAACCUGCACGUGACGACUCUGGCGACAAAGCUUGAGGACUACCUGAAAAGUCUCUCGGAGAACCCUGACCUGGUGGUAUCUGAUGCUACCAGGGAGAAGUACAGGAAGAUUAAGGGGGCUUGCAUCAAGAAGGCGCAGUCCGACAUAGCCAUUGCCAGGGAUGAGAUCAUCAUCCAGGAGUUGGAACGGCAGAAAAAACGUGAAGCUGAAGAUUUGAAGAAAGCUGCCGCGGCUGAGGAGAUCGACAGAAUGGAGCUGGAUCCGACGGUCGACGCAAUCGUUCAGAAGCACGUAAAGAAGGUCGAAGAUCGGCUUCGCAAGGAGUUCGCGGCGAAGCUGGACAAAGAGCUAUCUGCGAAGCUUCAGAAGAUUACGUUGGAAAAGAAGGAUUCUCCGUCGACCACCGCUGCUGACUCUAAGCCCCAGAGCAAUAAGGCGAAGAAGAAGCGGGGGAAAAAGAAGAAAUCUGUCACUCCUACCGACGGCAAAGGGAAGGGCCAAGCAGCACCGAAGCGGGUCUGGGUUCCAAAAAACGGAGGCGGCGGCCCCGCAAAAGGGCCGCCAAAGAAGAAGUAA
Molecule: messenger RNA, 885 nt
Organism: Closterium sp. Naga37s-1
Lineage: Eukaryota; Viridiplantae; Streptophyta; Zygnematophyceae; Desmidiales; Closteriaceae
Source: the annotation of a GenBank genome assembly